Molecule: messenger RNA, 1462 nt
Organism: Perca flavescens (yellow perch)
Lineage: Eukaryota; Metazoa; Chordata; Actinopteri; Perciformes; Percidae
Product: seipin-like
Exons: 11
Coding region: 22-1038 (338 amino acids)
Biological process (GO): lipid storage; lipid droplet organization
Cellular component (GO): endoplasmic reticulum membrane
Source: RefSeq, a predicted model, not a curated record
UUGCUAAACUAAACCAAUUUCAUGGAUCAAGGAAGUAAUUUGCGUCCAGGAGAUGAUGGAGAACUUUCAGUCCUCAUUGGUCAGACGUUGCUAGGGUUCUGGGAUUCCUUCGUCAUUGUGAUGUCACGUGCCCGUCAGAGAGUUAUACAGGGCUUUAUUGUGUUCUCUAUUGUCGUCCUGCUCCUCGUGAUCGCUGCCUUUUUAUACGGCAGCUUCUACUACUCUUACAUGCCCAAGGCGGCUUUUUCCUCACCUGUGCACUAUUACUACAGGGCAGACUGUGAAUCUCCUGCCUCUUUUUUGUGCUCUUAUCCAGUGGCCAACGUCUCUCUGAUGAGAAAUAAGAAACAUGUGCUGACAUUUGGCCAGGCCUAUCGGAUGUCUCUGCAGCUGGAGAUGCCUGAUUCUCCCACCAAUCAGGAGCUGGGGAUGUUCAUGAUCAAGACAACUUGUUUCUCUCGGGACGGAGGGCAAGUUGCCUCCUCUGCUCGCUCUGCAAGACCACUGCUGUCCGCCUCCAGCUCUCGCUUUAGCAUGCUGCGAUACCAUUCAGACCUGCUGAUGAACCUGAAAACGCUGCUGUUCCUCCCGGCCUUUCUGACCGGAGUCGCUGAGCAGGAGCAAGUGCUGCAGGUGGAGCUCUUCUCAGACUACACCGACGACCCUUAUGCCCCCUCGGUCACGGCCGUCAUUGAGAUCAUGUCCAACAAGGUGCAGAUCUACUCAUCUCAGCUCUAUAUUCAUGCUCACUUCACUGGUAUAAGACACUUGUUGUUCAACUUCCCUCUUCUAUCAGCCCUGGUGGGAGUGUCCAGUAACUUCAUCUUCCUCAGUCUCCUCUUCGUUCUCAGCUACGUGAGGCUGCUGUUCAGAGUCGAUUUGGGAGCAGAGCAGCUCAGAACAGAUGGACUGCUGUCAAAUAGGGACAGGAACUUGAAAAACAACCAACAUGAGGAUGCUGCUGCAGGUACUGCAGAGCUGAUGGGUCCCCUCCAGAUGACCCCGACAAAUCUGAGCCAGGAGAGGACCCAUCUGUAAUUCGGCAACAACACAGAGGUGCAGAAACAGACAGAUUCACUAGUAGAUUCAAAUGAAUCAGAGGCAGCCUGAGGCCAUUAUUACAGUAAAGGAGAGGGAGAAAGUGUAGAGAGCGAUAACAAGAUGUAAGGAUGAAGAUUUAAGAGAGAUACGUGGUUGAAAAUGACUCAGAAAGCACCCACACACCUCUGUUUGAGUUGUCAAUCUUUUUGCUCUUACAUCAUGUCUUCUGUGUUUUGUCUCACAUGGUGUUUCAGCUUUACUGUAAUGUUAGGACCCUAUGAUUUAUUUUGUGCAAAGUCCCUAUUCUGAGAACUACUUGCUAGCAAUGUCUUCAAAAUUCUUCUUCUCUUUAAAGUGCCCAUAUUAUGAAAAAAAUCACUUUUUCUGGGAUUUGGGGUGUUCUUUUGUGUCUCAGGUGCUU